AUGACUGUCAAGUUCGUGUUAUUCGAUGUCUCAACUGACCUUGUCGAUGAGUGGCGACAGGCUUUUGCAGCCCUUGUACCCCAAGAAUGUCAGGCCCAAGUCACUAUACUCGAAAGUACUCUCUCACCUCUCAAACCUCCCAAUACACAUUUCGAUUGCGUCGUCUCUCCUGCCAACUCCUUCGGUAGAUUUGAUGGCGGCUUUGACCAGAUCCUCUCCGAUGUGCUAGCUCCUCCCGAUGAUCCGUCAGCCCUCACGAGUGCUGCCCAAGAGGACCCUGGAUAA
Sparassis crispa is the source of this 285-nucleotide messenger RNA. RefSeq lists its product as hypothetical. Bases 1 to 285 code for a protein of 94 amino acids. The record is from RefSeq and is a predicted model, not a curated record. NCBI's taxonomy places the organism in Eukaryota, Fungi, Basidiomycota, Agaricomycetes, Polyporales, Sparassidaceae. The transcript is spliced from 2 exons.